This is a messenger RNA of Rotaria sp. Silwood1, 783 nucleotides long. The record is from the annotation of a GenBank genome assembly. Lineage: Eukaryota; Metazoa; Rotifera; Eurotatoria; Philodinida; Philodinidae.
ACAGCAUCGGUAUUACCAAAUGGAAAAGUAUUAGUUACUGGUGGAAACAAUAAUGAUGGCUAUCUAAGUAGUGCUGAAUUGUAUGAUCCAUCAACAGAAACUUGGAAAACUACUAGUAGAAUGAAUAGUGAACGAGGCGAGCAUAUUGCAACCGUAUUAAUAAAUGGAACAGUAUUAGUUACUGGUGGAAAUAACUAUGGUAUUCUACGUAGUGCCGAAUUGUAUGAUCCAUCAACAGAAACUUGGACAUCUACUAGCAGCAUGAAUAGUAAGCGAGUGAAGCACACAGCAUCCGCAUUACCAAAUGGAAAAGUAUUAGUUACUGGUGGACAAAAUGCUGAUGUACUAAAUAGUGCUGAGUUGUAUGACCCAUCAACAGGAAUUUGGACAGCUACUGGUAGCAUGAAUAGUAGACGAGUGCAUCACACAGCAUCUGUAUUAUCAAAUGGAAGUGUGUUAGUUACUGCUGGACAGAGUAAGGAUGGCUUUCUAAGUAGUGCUGAAUUGUAUGAUCCAUCAACAGGAACUUGGGCAGAAACUGGCAGCAUGAAUAGUGGACGGAGUUGGCACACAGCAUCCAUAUUAACAAAUGAAAAAGUGUUAGUUACUGGUGGACAGAGUGAUGAUGGCUUGCUAAGUAGUGCUGAGUUGUAUGAUCCAUCAACAGGAACCUGGAUAAAUAAUCAUAAUGGAAAUAGUUCACAAGAGGAGAUCACAGUAUCCGUAUUAACAAAAAGAAAAAUGUUUGGUAUUGGUGAAUGGUCAAAUGUUAGUGUGGUCUGA